AUGGGGCCUCCUCCACGACUGCAGUCGGUAUCCGCGAGCGAUCGCACCCGGAAUUCCGCCGUGCCGGAAGUGCCCUCCCGGGGGCGGGGCCCGGAGAAGCACCGCCUCGGGGCGGAGCCUGAAGGGGCGGGGCCCCGCCGGACUCGGGCGGGACUCUACGCCCAGACCACGCUGCCUGCCAGCUCGCAGCGCCUUGACGGCUACCUGGAGCCUCCCGGAAUCCCACCCCUAGCCUCUCCGCCGCCGCCCCGGCUGCCGCUCCUCCCCCGGCCCCGCCUCCCUGGCCCCCGCGCCGCCCGCCUGUCCGCCGGUCUCUGCAAGGCCGUCGAACCAGUCAUCGGGGAAGGCAGAGCCCCUCUGGCCUCGCCCCCCGGCACCCUGCCCUCGAGAGCCCCGCGGCCCGUAGGCAGAGCCUGGCAGUCCGUCUUGGUUAAUGCCGCCGGCCGUCUGACCAGUCCCCCUUGUGUGCCUCCUCUGAGGUUUUUGCCCAUCCCUGAUCCUGGGCAGCUUCUCUCUCUGGGCUGGAUCACCUUCGGCGGGAAACUGAAGCCCUUACUCUCCAAGCCCUGUUUCGUCUUCCCAAGCAUGUCAGAAAGCUGGCAGCAGCCCCCGCAGACGCAGCCCCAGCACCACGCCGAGCCACCACCCGCCCUGGCCGAGCACGCGCUGCCCCCGGGCUCGGCUGAGAACCCCCUGGGCUGUGCCGUCUACGGCAUCCUCCUGCAGCCGGACCCGGGCCUCCAGCCCCCGCAGCACGCGCCCCUGCCGGCGGCCGGCGAGCCGGGCCCCAAGUGCGGCGUGUGUGGUCACGACCUGGCGCACCUGUCCAGCCCGCACGAGCACCAGUGCCUGGCGGGCCACGACCGCUCCUUCCAGUGCACGCAGUGUCUCAAGAUCUUCCAUCAGGCCACAGACCUGCUGGAACACCAGUGUGUGCAGGCCGAACAGAAGCCUUUCGUCUGCGGCGUCUGCAAGAUGGGCUUCUCGCUGCUCACCUCGCUGGCGCAGCACCACAGCGCGCACAGCGGCGCCAGCGGCCUGGUGAAAUGCUCCAUUUGCGAGAAGACCUACAAGCCGGCCGAGGCGGCCGAGCCGGCAGCCACCGCCGCCGCCGCCGCCGCCGCUGCGGCCACCUCCCUGCCCCCGGCCCCCGCGCCGCCGCCGCCGCCGCCGCCCCCGCCGCCGCCGCCGGCCGUGGCCCCCGCGGAGCAGGCAGACAAGCCGUACAGCUGCCCCAUCUGCCAGAAGCCCUUCAAGCACCUGUCGGAGCUGUCGCGGCACGAGCGCAUCCACACCGGGGAGAAGCCGUACAAGUGCACGCUGUGUGACAAGAGCUUCAGCCAGUCCUCGCACCUGGUGCACCACAAGCGCACGCACAGCUCCGAGCGGCCGUACAAGUGCGCGGUCUGCGAGAAGACCUUCAAGCACCGCUCGCACCUGGUGCGCCACAUGUACGCGCACUCGGGCGAGCACCACCUGUUCCGCUGCAACGUGUGCGAGCUGCACUUCAAGGAGUCCUCGGAGCUGCUGCAGCACCCGUGCACGCCGAGCGGGGAGCGGCCGUUCCGCUGCGGCGAGUGCCAGAAGGCCUUCAAGCGCCCGUCGGACCUGCGGCAGCACGAGCGCACGCACAGCGCCGAGCGGCCCUUCAAGUGCGACCUGUGCCCCAUGGGCUUCAAGCAGCAGUACGCGCUCAUGCGGCACCGGCGCACGCACAAGCCCGAGGAGCCCUUCAAGUGCGGCCUCUGCGAGAAGGGCUUCGGGCAGCCCAGCCACCUGCUCUACCACCAGCACGUGCACACCCUCGAGACCCUCUUCAAGUGCCCCGUGUGCCAGAAGGGCUUCGACCAGUCGGCCGAGCUGCUGCGGCACAAGUGCCUGCCCGGCGCGGCCGAGCGGCCCUUCAAGUGCCCCGUGUGCACCAAGGCCUACAAGCGGGCGUCGGCCCUGCAGAAGCACCAGCUGGCGCACUGCUCGGCCGCCGAGAAGCCCCUGCGCUGCACCCUGUGUGAGCGCCGCUUCUUCUCGUCCUCGGAGUUCGUGCAGCACCGCUGCGACCCGGCGCGCGAGAAGCCGCUCAAGUGCCCGGACUGCGAGAAGCGCUUCAAGUACGCGUCAGACCUGCAGCGGCACCGGCGGGUGCACACGGGCGAGAAGCCCUACAAGUGCCCCAGCUGUGACAAGGCCUUCAAGCAGCGCGAGCAUCUCAACAAGCACCAGGGCGUGCACGCCCGCGAGCAGCAGUUCAAGUGCGUGUGGUGCGGCGAGCGCUUCCUGGACGUGGCCCUGCUGCAGGAGCACAGCGCCCAGCACAGCGCCGCCGCGGCCGCCACCGAGGGCGCCUACCAGGUGGCCGCCUGCCUGCCCUGA
Molecule: messenger RNA, 2370 nt
Organism: Mirounga angustirostris (Northern elephant seal)
Lineage: Eukaryota; Metazoa; Chordata; Mammalia; Carnivora; Phocidae
Gene: ZNF319
Product: zinc finger protein 319
Exons: 3
Coding region: 1-2370 (789 amino acids)
Biological process (GO): regulation of transcription by RNA polymerase II
Cellular component (GO): nucleus
Molecular function (GO): DNA-binding transcription factor activity, RNA polymerase II-specific; RNA polymerase II transcription regulatory region sequence-specific DNA binding
Source: RefSeq, a predicted model, not a curated record